AUGGAAAGAAUAAAUCAUUAAUAAAACCUAAAUUAAUCUUUAAUUUUAUAAGAAACUCCUUAAAUGGAAAAUCUUGAAAAGCUAGAAUAGCUUUUCAACGAAGAAUUAGCAAUCUGCUAAAAAGAAUUUGAUUAGGUUAUAGGAUUUUAAACAUUUAUAAAUUUGUAAAUAAUUAGGGAAUGUGCCGCUUACGUAACUUAAAAUAGGAAUAGCAAAAAUAUUAUUUAUAGUAAACAGAAAGAAAAACUGGAAGUAAUUGAAAAAACGAUCAUAAAUUAGAAGGUAAAUAGUAUAAUCAAAUAGAUAAAAGAUUAAUGGGUAAACCAAUUAACUAAUAUCCUUAAAAAUAUUAGCUAUUUUAUGGAUUUAGAGAGUUGGAUUUCAUAAUAAUAAGAAGAUAAUUAGCCUACAACUAAACAGAUUUUAACAGCCUUAGAUAAAAAACCAAAAGAGAAAGAAUAAUUUAAAAUGAGUGAUAUAGUACAAUUUUAAUUGGCAAACUCAUUUAUUGAAACGUUAAGAUUAAAGCUGAUUUACUUUUAUACUUUGAAUGAUUUUAGAGAAUAUAAUUUUCAGAAUGAUUAUCAAUAUGAGCUUGAAGAGUUGAACAAUAAUCUAAGUGAUAUUGUUUUAGAAUAAUUUAAAUAAAAAUAUAAAAACUUAUAUCAAAAUAAUAGCUAUUUAUUGAAAGCUUUUAUAGAUAGUAUUUCCCCUUAUAUUAAAUAAAAAGUUUAAGAAGAUACAAUUGAAAGCUAAAACAACAUAAGAACUCUUAUUAAGCUUAAAUUAGAAUAUUAAAAAGGAUUAUCUUAAGAUAUCAAGAUUUUUUUGUGCAAAGAGUAUUAAGUAGAAGAAAUAAGUGAUUUAUUUUACAAGAACGAACUCCAAGAUCUUCAACACAAAAUUGAUAUCUAAUAUAGUGAAGCAAUUAUUUAGAUGAAAAAGCAAUAAACAAACAUUAGAAAUGCAGAAUUUGAAUAGUAAAUGUAGAAUAUAAAAAAUUUAUUAAUAGGAAAGCCUUUUAAAAGUUUUUAGAAUUAGCAAGAAAUAAUAUAUGUAGUUUAUUAUAUUAUCUACUAUGCUCAUGUAUAAAGUAUUUUGCCAUUAAAUAUUAUAAAAUCAAUUUUAGACUAUUUGUGCAAUCUUGUAAAUAAUGAAAGUUCUUAAAGCAUUUAGUUGGCACUAAACAAUCUAAAUAAUUAUUAAGAUUUUAAAGAAAACAAUGCAAAUAUAAUUAAAGAAGGAGCUGGAAAAUUUGUUUAGAUAAUGUUAAAUAGCAGCAAAGAUGAAUUUUUUUUAUUACUCACUUAGUUUUACAUGAUAAUUUCCAACAUUUAAGUUAACGAUUCUAAAAAAAUUGUUGAAGUCUAGCCUUACUAUGGUUAUUUGUAUGAAUUGAGGUAUGAAAUACUUAAGCCCUUAAACAAAUAAUUUCCAUAACACAAAAUCACCUUCUUUUUUAAUUUCCUUGAUUCCUAUUUAGAAAAGAAAAUGAUUUAUCAGCUAGGCACUUACUCAUAAUUUGAAAACAUUGCAUAAAAUUCAGGUUAUUUAGUCAAAUUAAGUCACGAUAGCCAAGAUUAUGAAAUACUUCAUUUAUUAAGAACUGAGAUAAGUAAGCAAGGCUAAGACUUUAAUGAAAGAGUUUAACAAAAGUUUCAAGCAGCCAUGAAAUAUUUUAAAAUAGAGUGUAUAAAGCAACCUUUACCGAAUAUGUUCCAACUUUAAAAAGUUAGCCAUUGCUAAAAACGAAGCAGAAAUGUGAUUAUUGCAAUUAGUGGGUUUACUUCUUAAGAUGAAGAUAAAUAGAUAAAGUGGAAAGAAUUAGAUGAUUUAUAUCCUGAUUCUGAAAUUUAUGCAUUAGAAUAUGAGUCUUUAACUGUUUAAUAUGUAUUUGAUUCUGUAAAAUCAAACGCUUUUUCAUCUUUAAUUAUUCCUGGUGGAAAAAUUUUAAAAUUAUUUCAAUUUGUGGCAUCUUCUGUGCUGGAUAAUCCUUUCAGUAAAGCAUUUUCUCAGGCAGAACUUUCAGGUUAAUAUUUAGCACACUUUUUACAUAAAGGAAAUCUAUUUCCUAAUUGUUCCAUUUCAUUAAUUGGAUUUAGUUUAGGAACACAGGUAAUUGCUAGUUGCUUGCAUGAAUAUAAAAAAUUGAUAACCUUUUCUUAGUAGCCAAGCAUGAUAGCAUCAGUUGUGUUUAUGGGGGGAGUUGUUGACAUCAACUACAUAAAAAGAACUUAUCUAACAGAGGUAGUAUCUCAUAGAGUGUUUAAUUGCUACUCAAAAAAAGAUUCAGUCUUAAAAUACUUGCUAAAAGUUGUUUAAUUUAAGAGUGUCCCGAUAGGUUUAAAUCCUAUAGAAGAUUUAAAUAAUCAAAGCAGUCAAUCUAAAAUAAUUAAUCUUGAUUUUACUCAUUAAAUUGAUGGCCACCUUCCAUUUAUGUCAAAUGUUACAAGUAUUUUGUACAACAUAGAUUUUAGGCAAGAAAUGCUAACAAAAUUUAAGGACAAAUAGUUGAUUCUAGUAGAUUGA
Molecule: messenger RNA, 2529 nt
Organism: Tetrahymena thermophila SB210
Lineage: Eukaryota; Ciliophora; Oligohymenophorea; Hymenostomatida; Tetrahymenidae
Exons: 2
Source: RefSeq, a predicted model, not a curated record